CGUCGAUGUCCGGGGACUUCAACGAAUAUGACGCACAUACCAUGCGGAGAAGGUGGGGAAGUUGUUGUCAUGCGACGACCGUCCCACAAUGUGGGGAGGGUAGCCGGAAACAUCCGUAUUCUUGUGUUCCUUGCGCGAAGGUUCCCUCGGCUUGGCCACGUUCCAAUCGUGACGCAGAAGUGCAUAUAAAAGUAUCUUACUUCUGCCUUGUUUACCCUCCUCGCUUUAUUGCAUAUUCCGAACACAAAAUGUCGUCCGCACCAGCUACCUCACGUGACUUUGGGUUGAUCAUCGACAACCUUGACCUCCCCAGACGGGAAACAUUUCCUGUUCUGAAUCCCGUCACUGGAGCGGAAUUACACUCAGCACCUGCAGCGACUGAGGAGCAAGCUAUUCAGGCUGUCGAAAGCGCUGAGCGAGCCUUCGAGAAAUGGCGCGAAACAACUCCCAUUCAACGCCGCGAGAUCUUGAACAAAGCAGUGGAUAUUCUUCAACAGCGAAAGGAUGAGCUAGUGCGAGCUAUGGUACUAGAAACAGGAGCAAAGCCUACCUGGGCUGCAUUCAAUAUCAAACUUGGUACGGAGUUUGUGAUGGAGGCCGCGGGGAUGGUCACACAAAUAAAGGGUGAAAUGUUGCCGAGCAACGACAAAGGCACUAUGUGUCUUGUGUACAAGGAACCUUGCGGUGUGGUUUUGGGUAUCGCUCCAUGGAACGCACCCAUCAUUCUGGGCAUUCGCGCUUUCAUUACGCCCCUUAUUUGUGGCAAUACCUGUAUUCUCAAAGCCUCUGAAUCGAGUGCCUACACUCAAUACCUCAUCGUGGACUGUUUUCGUCAGGCAGGCCUUCCAGCUGGAGUUUUGAACUUCAUUUGUUGCCCUCGAGAAAGGGCCGGUCUGGUGACGGAGACAAUGGUCGCACAUCACGCUAUAGCGAGGGUCAACUUCACGGGUAGCACCGCGGUUGGUAGAAAAAUUGGGCAAAUUUGUGCUACGUAUUUGAAGCCAGCCGUUUUGGAGCUGGGUGGCAAAGCUCCAAUGAUCAUCCUGGAAGAUGCGAACUUGGAAGAAGCUGUCAAAGCAGCUGCGUUCGGUGCCAUGCAGCACCAGGGCCAGGUUUGCAUGUCCACUGAGCGAAUCAUUAUCCAUCGCUCCAUUGCAAACAAGUUCAAGGAGUUGUUCAAAGCCAAGGUCGAUUCUCUUUACGCGAGUGACCCUUUGUCGGAUUCAUCUGCUCCGCUUGGCAGUCUUAUUAAUGCCGCCGCUGCUACUCGCAUUCACAAUCUGCUCCAGAAUGCAGUCCAACAUGGUGCCAUCGUAUCCGCCGGACGGGUCUCAGUUUCUGGAGCAAUUGUACAGCCCGUUGCUCUUUCAGGCAUAACAAAGG
Molecule: messenger RNA, 1383 nt
Organism: Aspergillus saccharolyticus JOP 1030-1
Lineage: Eukaryota; Fungi; Ascomycota; Eurotiomycetes; Eurotiales; Aspergillaceae
Product: ALDH-like protein
Exons: 2
Molecular function (GO): oxidoreductase activity, acting on the aldehyde or oxo group of donors, NAD or NADP as acceptor
Source: RefSeq, a predicted model, not a curated record